UAACGUUUCGGUAUUCUUCGUGUCGCUCUCGCAUAACAAUUGGCGCUGCAAUUCAACAAAUUGUUGAUUCAUUAUGCAAAUAUGUUGUGAUCCCCCUUUUCGCUUUCAUUUUAUUGUGCUUUUGCUGAAUGACCAAUGAAACAAUUUUAUUGAUUGAUUUGAGAUAAUUUAUUAAAGGAAGCAGCUUGCGGAUUAUAAAAUAAGUUGCAGCAUGAGUUCAGAAGUGAAGCUAUGUCGAAUUCGAUUUACGUUUAAUUGAAUGUUAAUUUUUAACUACACAUUGAUUCUAAGUUAAGUAACUCUUCAUCAAUUUUAAUAUCAAUAUAGGAUAUAUAAAAGUAAUCGAAUGCAAUGUCUUACGCCCAUUGUUACAAUGGUAAAGAAAAGUCUGAAUUGUACGCCAAACAUAGACCACCGUAUCCUGAUAUUGUAGCUGAGGCAAUCAUGAACUAUUUGCGUAGCAAAAAAAGCGAUGGCAAAAAUGGAAAGCUGAAGAAAAUGCUCGACGUAGGCUGCGGAGGAGGUCAAAGCAUCUACAUAUUUACACCUUACUUUGAGUCGAUAUUAGGAAUUGAUAUUAGUGAUUCUCAGAUAGAAUACGCAAACAAACACAAUUCAAACAAAAAUGUGGAAUUUCGUAUUGUACGUGAUAAUGUCUUUCCUGUCGGAGACAAUAGUGUGGAUCUUAUCAUAUGUGCUUCUGCAGUGCAUUGGCUGGAUCUGGCAACCUUUGAAACCGAAUGUCAUCGAGUUUUGAAGCCUGGUGGUUAUUGCGCGAUAUACGCAUACUGUCCCAGCUUUGUCAGAAAAAUAAAUGAACCUCAAAGCAAACGCGCCAGCAUUGUAGAAAUCGAAAAGCAAUACCAUCGCAACAUGGGAUCGCAGGAUCUUAUCUUAGAUGUAUUUGGUCAAUAUGACAUUAUUUAUGAUAGAUUGAAAUCCAACACCAAAGAAAGGAUUGAAGGUCUCGAGUUUGAAGUAGAAAAUACGUUAAUACAAUAUAAAAACCUUUUCAAAACAGUAGCAAAAUAUCUCGAAUAUUUAAAUCUCGGUUUGGGCGAGGAGAAUGCACCAAUACAAGCACUAGGAAGUCACGUAAAGAGAAUAUUGGACAUGAAUGACCUUCCUGAUGAUGAAGUUAAAUUUAUUUUAACGUACACAUACCCUACGAUAAUGUUCAGAAAGUAAAUUUGAUACAAGAAAAGAAAUAAAGAACUGAAUAAUGCAUAUUCAGAGAAAAUUUAUAAAUAGAUGACAUUUAAAAUACCAUGAUCAACUUUAUUCAAUCUGUUGGUUCUUUUUCAUUAUGUUCAAGGCAAAAUAUUUUUGGAAUAUAUAUAUAUAUAUAUAUAUAUAUAUAAUAUAAAUG
This is a messenger RNA of Styela clava, 1369 nucleotides long. RefSeq names its product putative methyltransferase DDB_G0268948. NCBI's taxonomy places the organism in Eukaryota, Metazoa, Chordata, Ascidiacea, Stolidobranchia, Styelidae. The record is from RefSeq and is a predicted model, not a curated record. Gene Ontology annotation, molecular function: S-adenosylmethionine-dependent methyltransferase activity.